This is a messenger RNA of Bacillus rossius redtenbacheri, 7906 nucleotides long. RefSeq names its product liprin-alpha-1 (gene Liprin-alpha). Gene Ontology annotation, molecular function: protein binding. The transcript has 25 exons. The coding region runs from base 347 to 3889 and encodes 1180 amino acids. The record is from RefSeq and is a predicted model, not a curated record. Gene Ontology annotation, biological process: synapse organization. Lineage: Eukaryota; Metazoa; Arthropoda; Insecta; Phasmatodea; Bacillidae. Gene Ontology annotation, cellular component: presynaptic active zone.
CAGACAAGAAAGGUUGGUGCAGGGAUUCGGAUGGCCGUAAUUUGUAGGUGUGUCAAAGUGGAUGGGAUGGAAUAAUGCGGUUGAAGUGUCGAACGGUGACAUCGCACGUGAUAAGCCGCAGCUCAUCAGCACGGAGGACGGACCCUCGCCGCGGCUCGAGAUAAUAGAGGCGGAGCCCCGAUGAGCAGAGCCUUGUAGCAGUUGCGGUGGUGAAGGAAGGCAGGAAGGUAGGAAGGUAGGGAAGGGACCUCGGAUGCGCGCGUGGCGGAGGGCUGCGGCCCCGUGAGACGCGAGUGCCCGCGCGCGUACCCCGGUCGGCGGCGCCCGGCCGCCCGGCCGCCGGAACAUGUGGAACAUGAUGUGCGACGUGAUGCCGACCAUCUCGGAGGACAGCAUCAGCCAGCGGAGCUCGCAGUUCUCGGGGGAGGACGCCAACUUCGAGCAGCUGAUGGUGUCCAUGCUGGACGAGCGCGACAAGCUGAUGGACAGCCUGCGCGAGACGCAGGAGCGCCUCACCGACACGGAGGUGAAGCUGGCCGAGGUGGAGAAGGAGCGGGACUCCCUGCAGCGACAGAUCUCCGCCAACCUGCCGCAGGAGUUCGCGACGCUCACCAAGGAGCUGAACCAGGCCCGCGAGCAGCUGCUGGAGCGCGAGGAGGAGAUUGCGGAGCUCAAGGCAGAGAGGAACAACACGCGGCUGUUGCUGGAGCACCUGGAGUGCCUGGUGUCGCGGCACGAGCGCUCUCUCAGAAUGACCGUGGUGAAGCGCCAGGCGGCCGCGCAGUCCGGAGUCUCCAGCGAGGUGGAGGUGCUCAAGGCCCUCAAGUCCCUCUUCGAGCACCACAAGGCCCUCGACGAGAAGGUGCGGGAGCGCCUGCGGGUGGCCCUGGAGCGGGUGGCCACCCUGGAAGAGGAUCUCACAGCUACCAAAGACGAACUGCAGCAGUACAAACUGGGGCGCGCCAUCGCGGCCACGGACAACGGCAAGCCCAAGGAGAGCACGCAGACGGACGCUCCGCUCACAGACGACUCCAAGCAGGCGGAGCUGUCCAUCCUCGGCCAGCUGCCCAAGCGACUGUCGAAUGGGGCCAUCGAGCCGGACUCCGACAUGGCCAGGGUCAUCGAGCUGCAGGACACGGUGGAGAAGCAGACGACGGAGCUGGGCGCGUGGCAGCGGCGCGUGGCGGAGCUGACGAGCCGCGUGGCGGAGCUGGAGGACAGCCUGGCCAAGACCCAGAAGGAGCUGCUCAAGGCGCAGGAAGGCAACGUGAAGCUGCAGCGCGACCUGCGGGAGAACGUCGCACAGAAGGAGGACCAGGAGGAGCGCAUCGCCACGCUGGAGAAGAGGUACCUGAACGCGCAGCGCGAGUCCACCUCGCUGCACGACCUCAACGAGAAGCUGGAGCAGGAGCUGCAGCACAAGGAGGCGCAGCUCAAGCUGCAGGAGGAGAAGACGCGCGCCAUCCAGGAGAAGCUGGAGCUGUCCGACCAGAAGCUGGCGCAGUUCGCCAAGCUGCCCGAGAUGGAGGAGGAGCUGAAGAUACGGAUGGAGGCCCUGACCCAGGUGAGGGGCCAGGCGCAGGAGCGGCACGGCUCGGCCGAGGACCGCAUACAGCGGCUGGAGGCUCAGCUGGAGGAGAAGAGCGCGGAGCUGGUGCGGCUGAACCAGCGCCUCAAGAUGAACGAGGAGCACAACGCCCGCCUGUCGUCCACCGUCGACAAGCUGCUGUCGGAGUCCAACGAGCGGCUCCAGGUGCACCUGAAGGAGCGCAUGCACGCCCUGGAGGAGAAGAACGCCCUCACUCAGGAGCUGGAGAAGACGAGGAAGAUAGCGGAGGACCUGCAGGCGGAGAAGUCGGAGCUGGUGAAGGAGCUGGGCAAGGCGCGCAUGGAGAUCGACAACGUCAAGCGGCAGAUGCUGCAGCAGGAGAUAGCCUUCAACAUCCAGCAGACGGACGCGCUCACCAGGAGCCUGUCGCCCAGCGCGGCCGACCCCAGCGGCUUCGUGCGCAGCGCCAGCCACACGAGCUUCGACGCCCACUCGCUGCCGCGCCGGCCGCCCAAGCCGCGCGUCUCGGCGCUCGAAGAGGAGGCCACCAAGGAGUGGGAGAAGCUGCAGCAGGCGCACGUGCUGGCCAACGUGCAGCAGGCCUUCGACGUGUCGAGCGACGCGGAGGGAGACGACAACGACAGCAUCUUCAGCGCGGCCGAGAUCCUGUCCCCGUCGGGCCACACGGACGCGCAGACGCUCGCCAUGAUGCUUCAGGAGCAGCUGGACGCCAUCAACAACGAGAUCAGGCUGAUCCAGGAGGAGAAGCAGUCAACGGAGGCCCGGGCGGAGGAGCUGGAGUCGCGCGUGGGCUCGCUCGAGCAGAUGAACCUGCUGGUGCGCGGACGCAGCUUCGAGCGCUCGUCCCCGCCGCUCAGCGGCCGCUCGACGCCCCGAUCGCACCACUCGCCCCAGCGCGACUACCUCCACAAGUACCACACGGCGCCCGCGUCCAUGUCGCCGGCGCACCUGCACCAGUUUGCCUCAACACUCAGUCCGGGCCAGCUCUCCGAGUCUCUGCCCGCUAGUCAGUUGCAGUUGGCGCCCCUGUCGACGGAGCUGUCCAAGGAGGAGCUGGCGACGGCCGGCGACAGCAGCGGUGCUGCCAGCCCGCUGACCGCGCGCUCCCUGCGGCUCGAGCGCGUCGCGCAGGCGCUUGCGCAGAGUCAGGAGGAACUGCGCAGGCGCGCGGGGUCCCCGGCGGGCGUGCCCGCUGCCAGUCUCCUGCCCAGCAGCCAGGACUCGCUGCACCGGGGGCUGGCGGGGUCCGGCCCAGCGGGAGCCCAGCCCAUGUCCGCAGCCGCAGCCGCCGCGGCCGCCGCGCAGAAGAAGAAGGGCAUCAAGUCCUCGCUGGGCCGCUUCUUCAGCAAGAAGGAGAAGGGCAAGGUGAAGGAGCAGUCGGCGGGCGACGCAGCCGUGAUGGCCGCCUCGUACGGAGACGGGGACGUCUCGGCGGACACGCUGAGCCUCAGCGGGGGGCUCGGCCAGAAGGGAGACUUCGACCGCAGGAAGAAGAAGAAGCACGAGCUGCUGGCCGAGGCCAUGAAGGCCGGCACGCCCUUCGCGCUGUGGAACGGACCGACCAUCGUGGCGUGGCUGGAGCUGUGGGUGGGGAUGCCCGCGUGGUACGUCGCAGCGUGCCGCGCCAACGUCAAGUCGGGCGCCAUCAUGAGCGCGCUCAGCGACACCGAGAUACAGCGUGAAAUAGGCAUCAGCAACCCCCUGCACCGGCUGAAGCUGCGCCUCGCCAUCCAGGAGAUGGUGUCCCUGACGAGCCCCUCCGCGCCCAAGACGUCGCGCACCACGCUGGCCUUCGGCGACAUGAACCACGAGUGGAUCGGCAACUACUGGCUGCCGUCGCUGGGACUGCCGCAGUACCGCACCACCUUCAUGGAGUGCCUGGUGGACGCCCGCAUGCUCGACCACCUCAACAAGAAGGACCUGCGCGGCCAGCUCAAGAUGGUGGACAGCUUCCACAGGACCAGCCUGCAGUACGGCAUCUCGUGCCUCAAGAGGCUCAACUACGACCGGAAGCAGCUGGAGGACCGGCGCAAGGCGUGCGAGAACGAGCUGGCGGACGUGCUGGUGUGGUCCAACGAGCGCGUCAUUCGCUGGGUCUCCGCCAUCGGCCUCAAGGAGUACGCCAACAACCUGCUGGAGUCGGGCGUGCACGGCGCGCUGGUGGCGCUGGACGAGGGCUUCGACCACAACAGCAUGGCGCUGGCGCUGCAGAUACCCACCCAGAACACCCAGAUGCGGCAGAUGCUGGAGCUGGAGUUCGCCACCAUGCUGCAGGUGGCCACGGAGAGGCGGGUGGAGGCCGAGCUGCCCAAGUCCUGAUAUUACACCACUCGCCACCCGCACUCCUAGGAAGAUGGGCGUCCCCCCCUCCACGGACGCCCGCCACACGUACCCACAUAUAUGACAUAAAAAAAGAGAGCUUUAAAAGUUUAUUGUAUGAAUAUGAAAUGUGCAUUAAUCGUGUUGAGUCUUCAGUGCCAUUGUUAACCAGUCGAGAUAUUCCGCUUAACCUCGGUCGGGUGUCGAGUGUUCGUCGUCGUGCGCGGCGAGUUACGAUCACGUUACGACUUACGAGUCCUAGGGUAAUAAUUAUACGACGUGUAUGAAAUAUUCUAGUUAAUUAUUGAAAUGGUUACCAAAGUGAAACUGGUGUGCAAAGCUUUUUUUUUUUGCCAGUUUGUGUGUCUGUUUUUUCUAUAUGAUUGUACAAAAUGUUGUUGCGAGUAGAAUCAAAAGAGGAGUAAAUGUUAGGGAAAGUGGAGCGAGGUAGGUUUUGUCGUAGCUCUUCACAAACUCCAGUAUUAUUUUCUACGAGUUGAUGAAAUUAUACUUACUAUCCUCUUCUUAGAAGACUGUAAUUAGCGUGCUCGCGACGGACCGAGCUGGUCGUGCGUUACGUGAUGUCGUAUCGGAGAGUGCCGCAGUCAUGUUACCAACACGAACUCUCCAGGUCUUUCUUUCCUUGCGUCACUCACUCUUCGUUUCGUUCGUCAUUGUUUGUAUGCAUUGCCCUCUACACAAUUGCAGUCGUAACAUUGUGAAGAUGUUGUAUUUUGUAAAAUAACUGAUAGUCACUUUCAGAGAUUUUUAGUUUAGAAUAAAUUAUUUUUGCCAUGUAGAAAAGCUGGGAAACUGAUGACAGGAGCCUUAGAAUGUUUACACGACUUACAAUUAUUUUAGUUAUCUUUAAAGAGCUUGGCCCUAAACGCAGUAGUAUAUUUUGAUAAAUUAACACCCAAUCAACUUACAAUUUACGUGGUUUUUGUUACCCAUUGUACUUUAUGUUUUAAAUGUUGUUGUUAUAACUCACAUGGGAAAUACUAGUGAACUGAUAACAGAAUCGUACGUUUUAAAUAUGUAUGUAAAUAUGUAUAUGUUAGUGUAGUGAAACAACUUGAGUCUGAUAUCCGUGAAGGAAUUAACAAAUCCCCACUCAAUAGAGGAAGAGCGGUGGGCUGGUGGGGUCAUCGCAAGUCAGCAGCCUGGGUGCAGAGUGCUGUCGACAGUUAGGAAGUGCGGAAAUGGGGCGGGGAGGGGGGAAUGGGCCGCCUCACACACCCUCCCGUAGUAAACAGACAAAGAAGAGCUGAGAGUCAACGCCAGUUCCGUAUUUCUUACUCGCCAGUCAUCUGAGAAACAAACUUGAAUUCAUGGAAUCUAGUGAAGUCAGAUAUAUGGGACGACCCUUGCGGUGAAAAUGUUAUGUUUGUUUGUCCAAAAUGAAAGAUGCAACCCAUACACAGAGCCAACCCUUCUGCAGGUAAAUACGGUAGUUUUCAAUUAAACAAAAGGGAUUUCACGCAGUCAAAAGGUAGCAAAAUUGUUGAAACUUGUCACAAUCUUUUAACCGUUUGACGAUUUACCAUUGGCAGUCUUUUAUCACAGCAGAUUGAAUGUUUCAAAACAUUAGACAUAGGAUUGACCAUAAGGGACUAGUUUAUCAAUUUAUCGUUGGCGUGCAGUGUAUCGCGUGGAGCCCUGAUCGUCCUGAAUGAAGUGGCUCGUCGAGGUACAGUCUGGUGAAACCACACGUGAGCAGGUGAUUCAUACUGUUUGCCGGUGAGGGCAUCGUAGGCAACAUCAGUAUGUUCUCUGAAUUUAUUAGCAGGAUACUGAUAGCUAGCACAUGUUAUGAUUCAGAGAAUUUGACGAUUGAAGAAUCUGUUGAGGUCUUUGAACUACUUGAUGUUUUUGGAACGCUUAGAAUAAACAGCUGAGAAAGUGGGUUACUGGGAAAUUAAUUUUUCGUAAAGAAAACCACUAGAAAUGAACUUCAAACUAAUAUUACCACAAGCCAAACUGUAUGGACAUCUCAAGUUUUAAUGUGGCGCCAUUUUGGCCCGGCUCCAGUGCUCCUGGUGACCACCAGACAGACUUGGUGCUUGAGCGUCAUUGGCUGUUUCGCUGUUUCCAGCUUGUAUUGCGCUGCCAGUAACUAGUGUCAGAAUUAAACAUUCAUUUUGUUUAUAAGAUGAAGUAUGAAAGUUACAUCAAGUAAAUGCGUUAGCAAUUUCAAUAAUUAUUUUUCUCUGGUCUGGUCACGGUCACGAGGCUAAACGCGGGUAGGUAUUGUACGAGGAUGACCUCGUGACCUCGGUGGCGAAGGGUGGCAGCGUUGAGUGUGAUACAAGUUUGUUGUUACCACCAGUUAAUAAAUUGUUAAAUAUUUUUAGUUACAGGUGACUAGUAGAUUAUUUGAAAGCCAGUAAAUAAUUUGAGUAAUGGUUAACAAUAUGCGUGCCUCUGGUGUGAGACUGAUCACAAAGGCAUCACAAUUAUUCGACGAGGCAAGGAACUAACCUAACCCAUCCUUGACGGACCUUGUUCGCCUGUGAGCAUUAGCUGCGACCCGACUGCCUCAAGUCCCUGUGCUUACGAGAGCAACAAGCACAUGUGUACCAUCUGUGGCAGGCUGGCAAGCUCCCGACAUUCCACAUCACAUCACAUCACAUAAACACAACACAUAUGCGUAGUCACACGGGCCUUGGCAGGUGUAUGAUCAUUGAUCACACAUCUUCUGUCUAGGGUGUGUACGGUGUACAGAAUUUUUAGGUCAGAGUUUACUUAAUCUUUGUGCCAAGUUAAUUCUUCAGAAAAAAAAAUUCUCUCUUUUUUUUUUAAAUUAAUUUUUAUCAUUUUUGUCCCAGUUACAAGCUCUUAAAGUUGUUGGGAGCAGUUGAACGUAAUUCAGUUACUAAUUCCCGUGUACGUUACAACAGGACGCGUGUGAGUAGACGCGCGCUCCUCGCGGUGUGUGCUCUAGUGUCCCAGCAGGCUGCUCCGAGGCAUCAGUUCCCAGCUUUCUUACCUCCUGUAGCGGGCAGGCCGACAUUCCACACCACAUCGCUGUGACAAGUGUAGUCAACAACGUUUCAAACUGUGUAAAAAAGUUAAAACUCUGUGGGUCGUUUAUCUUACGAGGAAGGAAAAAAAAAAAAUCAAACCAACUCUGUUAACCAAACAUUUGCUCAUCAUGUAAUUUGUGAAUUGCAAAAUUUAUUACUCUGUUUGAAAAUGCAUACAAUCCACUUACUUGUGUACUUUUAGUUGACAUUUGUGUUAUUCUGUGCCUAGUUAUAAAAUUUUAAAGAUUUUUGUUCAGCUGUUUCUAGAAUUGAGUCCUUAAAUUUUAUAUUUCAACUAUUCUUGUCAUGCAUACAAAGAGUAUGGUGUGUUCAUUUGUGAAAUUUUUAAGUUAAGCAUUUCUUUAGUUUUUAAAGUGUGUUUCUGGCCCGCAUGCAUUUGUACAGAUGUACAGAUCGUGUACAGCGAAAGGAGUCAACUCGACUAGGAACGAAGGCAUAUCCAGUUAAGAAAACGUAGGCAGUUGCAAUGAUAAGAAUGAAUAUUAUAUUAAAGUUGUUGGUGUAUGCACUGUGUGUAUGUAUAGCUGUUGAUUUCUGUAUUAUAUGGGACCGAAACAUAUUAUAUAGAUAUGGAUAUGUACUGUAUAUUAGAAUUGUCUGUUCAUCUUGAAUCCAGGGUUUAUAAACACUCCAGUCGAUUGUAGUCUCGUCAACUACAGGUGCUAACUCUCGCGCCUCGCCCGGGCUGGCACGACCAAGCCAGGCCGGGCAGCGAAGGACUGUGAUUGGCCGAUUGCAGGGACAAUACUAGACCACACUGUUAAUUUAAAAAAAAGUUCAAUCUAGUCUGGUGCAGGAAGCUGCAAUCUCACAACUAGCUAUGUAUUUAUUAUAUUUUCUUUGUUUAACUUAGUUUGGUCGGGUUGCCAACAGUCCCGAGUGAUGGUUCAGUGUUGACUGCGUCGUCAAGUGCAGUCUUGUUGUUGGCAGAGGAGACCUUUAUCUUACUGAUUAAACUGUAGACAGAUAA